CACGUCGCAUCUCCCCAGCAGCUUCAAGUUGGAGAGUAACUGUCCACUACUCGUUCCCCACGCUCCUUUCGGUCCCCUCUGUAUCGGGAAUUUCUGCGAACAUCCCUAUUUCCCUGGGUGGCUGUCUGUCUCUCCUUUCUUCCGACCAACGACUCGAUGACCUCGGGAUGAGUAUAUUCUCCUACAUAAAGAGCAUUUAUGCUCUCGAUACAAUUGAUACCCGAUUUACGACUUCUGCCACCACCUCAUACAAGACUGUCAUAGACUCGCGGGCCGACCCUGCGACGUCAGGUUCGAAAAGAGAUGAUUCAAUUCCGGGAAUUGGUGUCAAAACGGACCGUCGCGGAAGGCCGGUAGCGCAGCCGUCGAGGUGGAAUACACUCGAAUUCUACUUUUACUAUUUUGUGUUUUUGACUGUUGUGCCAUAUAUGUUCUGGAUCGCAUACGAUGUGUCAAGACGUUAGUAUUCAUUAGCGCGAAAACCGUUGUCAGCUUGUCUCUGAUAUUUUGUCUAGCUUCGGAUCCGAACUACAAAAAAUACGAACCAUGGCUGUCACCCGGGUGGAUUCCGGGGCGGAAGAUUGUAGGUCUCGAUGGAAUUUAGACUAUCUUGUCCAGCAUCUAACAAAUAGCAGGAUAUAUCCGACGCUCAGUAUUUUAACUUUCGACGAAACCUUCCCUACCUCGCCGCACUGCUGGUUUUCCAUCCUCUUGCCCGCAAAUUAUACAAUGCCAUACGUCCUAUACCAACCCGAAAUGGUUCCCCGAGAUCGAGUAAUUCUUCAUACGUUUCUGCGGCAGAAGCAGAUGGUCGACUUGACCAACGAGCGACAUUUGAUUUUGGAUUUGCUUUAGUGUUUAUGAGCGCGUUACACGGCUUCUCCGUUUUCAAGAUUUUGUUGAUUUUAUACGCCAAUUAUACAUUGCUCAGGAGUGUCCCUCGAAAUUACGUACCAGCUGCCACGUGGAUUUUCAACAUUGGUAUCCUCUUUGCGAAUGAAAUAUCUGAUGGCUACCAAUUCGUAAAAAUGGCAUCCUACAUUUGGCCGACACAAUCGGGCGGUACUAUGAUGGACUGGUGCCACUGGCUAGAUGAUUAUGGUGGGAUUAUGCCGAGAUGGCACAUUGGUUUCAAUAUGUCAAUUUUGAGAUUAAUAAGUUUCAACAUGGACUAUCAUUGGAGCUUCAACCAGAGAGGAGGAAGCCCAUUAGAGGUUUGUUUUUCCCUUGAAAAGUUGCUUUACAAUGGCUAAUACCCAAAAGAAGAAACAAUUGGACGCUUCAAAUUUGUCCGAAAGAGACCGUGUAACCAUCCCCGCUCAUGCAAAUGAUUAUAAUUUACGCAACUACAUUGCAUAUUCCAUUUAUGCACCAUUAUAUAUUGCCGGGCCAAUCCUGACAUUCAACGACUACAUCUCCCAGCUACGAUACCCCCCAAAGAGUAUUGAAAACCAACGCACAAUAAAAUACGGCAUUCGUUUCCUCCUCACCCUCCUGGCAAUGGAACUAGUCCUCCAUUUCGAUUACUGCGUCGCAAUCUCCAAAGGAAACCCAAACUGGUCCGAUUACACCCCAGCCCAAUUAUCUCUACUUUCUUAUUUCAACCUCCACGUCCUCUGGCUCAAGCUGCUCCUCCCAUGGCGACUAUUCCGCCUCUGGGCCCUGGUAGACCGCAUCGACCCACCAGAAAACAUGAUCCGCUGCCUCUCCAACAACCCCUCCACCGUAGCCUUCUGGCGCGGCUGGCACAAAUCCUACAACAAAUGGCUGAUCCGAUACAUCUACAUCCCCCUCGGAGGCCGCUCAUCCAACAACUGGGUCGGCAGACUCCAGACGGUAGUAAAUUACACAGCAGUAUUUACCUUUGUCGCACUCUGGCACGAUAUCUCGCUCAAUCUCUUGGUAUGGGGAUGGCUCAUUGUAUUCUUCAUGUUGCCUGAGAUUGUCGCGGGAUAUGUGUUCCCGGAGAAGAAAUGGGAGGGUAAUCGGACGGCGUAUAGAGUGUUGUGUGGGUUUGGGGCGGUGGCGAAUCUGAUGAUGAUGAUGAUUGCGAAUUUGGUGGGGUUUGCGGUGGGGGUUGGUGGGUUGAAGAGUAUUAUACAUGGGAUUUUUAGGGAUUAUUCUGGUUGGUUUCCCACCCCUCCCCCCUUCUUCUUACAUUUCCCUUGUCGUGUUUGAUGGGAGUACUAACGGUGGUACAGGCAUGGCAUUUUUGGUCACGGCAUGGGGUGUCUUAUUUGUAGGUAUACAGGUUAUGUUUGAGGUACGACAGAGCGAGGCGAGGAAAGGUAUCUUCCUCAAGUGCUGAGGGAUCACGUAACAAAUUCAAGAAUUUCAAUUUUUAUUCAACAUCUAUCGCUGAUGAAGGGACGGUGUUGAAUGGUCCCAAAAUCACGAAAUCAAAAACGCCAACUAGCCCCCAAGAUAACGCAAACCCAAAAAGAGCUGAAAGAAAGUUCACAGUCCUCCCUGCUGAUGCUAGGGGUGUUGAAGGCCUCUAGGUCAUGUGUUUGCGCGUUGAGGUCGCCAAUCCUUUCCACCUGCCUAACCGAUAUAAUAUCCGAAAGAAAAAAAACUGAUAAGAAACCCAGAACUCAAAUUCAAGACGCAAUUUAUAUGAAAAGCUCGAAAACAACAAAUAAAUUCAAAGCAUAUCAUGUUUUUGUGGGCGCUAUUGAAGGUCCCUUUGGCGAUGAUUUUGCUAAUAUUUCAUGAGAGUUCAAAGAUCCAAUUCAAAAAGGAGAUGAUUGAAGGAAAGUGGUGGAGUGAAGCAGUCGAAACGAUUGUGAAGAUUCCAAGUGCAGCGAUUUCCAGGUUUUUGGUCGCUUCGUUGUUUGCCGAUUGGCGUCCCUUUUUGAGAUGAGAGUAUGACGAGAAACGAGUUCCGUUCGUGGCGGUUGGAAAAUCGGGCUUGAUGACUGUGCCUCUCUAGCUGCCUGAGUCAUUGUAUGUCACAUCUUCCAUGAUACCUCUGAUUUUCUCCUUGUCGUCCUCGCUGAGAUGCGUCCUUGGUUUCUCGAUGAAUGGCUGCCAAGAAUCCCAUGUUUUUUGUUUCCCAGAAAGCCAAGGUGCCAACAUCUCCGAGAGCAUCACCAUCAUGGCUAAAAUUUUAUCAUCUGAGUGGUUUUGGAGAUGAUCUAAGAAGGACUCUAAAAAACCAUUGGCUUUGGCCCAAUCACAACUUGGGCAUGUCGAUUUCCCGAUCCAUCCCCGAACCCCCCAUUCGCUCGCUUUUAUAAUUGCCAAAUAACCUCUCGACUGCUCCCGCAAAUCAUGGGGUUUUAAGUGAUCAGUCAUCUGUCCUCCAUUCGGAGAUCCUCGGUGAGCACACCCUAAGAACGCAAGAGGGCAUGUAUCAAUGUCAUCAAUGAGGUAGUUGCCAUAUCCAAUAGGCGUUUGACGCCAGCCGAAAGCUUUCAGCGCCUUGAGAAUAUCUUCCAAAUAGGAUUCUCUAUGGGAUUGUUCUGUUUGUUGCUGGUUAAGAUGGUCUUUCAAUUCAUCCUUAGCAAAAGGCCCGGCUCUACAGUCCUUGAAAAAACAGUGGAAUUGGUCCGCAUCUCCAUGCUCCUUGCGGUAAUGCUCCCAUAGUUUAUCUGCUCUUGGAAGUGGAUUGGCGGCACGCCUGCAAUCAUAUACUGGACAAAGCCAAAUAGAAUGGCGCUGGUGGAAAUUUUGUCGGUGUCUAUCGAGCUCAUACUUUCGUGGGAAUGUUUGGGUGCAUCCCGGAUGAUCGCAAGGAAGUCUGGGUUUGGGUCGUCUUUCUUUGGUGACCUUGCUUCGAGGAUUUGUCAUCCGAAGGGUUUCCAAUGGCCCUUUUUCUCUGGAGUCGGAACCUAAUAGUAGAGGCCCGUUUUUCUCUGCAAAUCUCUCGAGAUCACCAAACUGUGUCACAUCGUGCUCCGCGGCUGCAGGUGGACUCGGUACCAUUUGGGUUUUGCUGGAGAUGUCGCCCUCCAAUUAGCAUGUUAAAAAAAAGACUCACGGAUCCAAGUCGUCGCCCUCCAAUGGCAGGUUCCAGUCGAAGUCAGGGUUGAGAUCCUCGAUAGGCAACCACGGCGGGUGAU
Messenger RNA from Hymenoscyphus albidus, 4064 nucleotides. The record is from the annotation of a GenBank genome assembly. Lineage: Eukaryota; Fungi; Ascomycota; Leotiomycetes; Helotiales; Helotiaceae.